AUGGCCUCACGCCACCUCCUCAACCCCCUCGCACCGCUCGAUCAACCGACGCCGUCCUCGCUCGAUGGAGUUCCUGAGGAGCUGGAGCGAGACUUGCGGGCGUAUGGUGGCAUCCUGAUCCAGCAAGUCGGCGUGAUGCUGAAGGCACCUCAAGUCGUCAUGGCAACCGCGCAGGUCCUGUUCCAGCGCUUCUGGUUCGUCACCUCGCUGAAGCACUUUGGCAUUCGGGACGUCGCAAUGGGCGCCCUCUUCCUUUCGUCGAAGCUGGAGGAGUCGCCCUUGCGGAUACGAGAUAUCAUAAACUGCUUCUCGUACCUCGAAUCGCUCAUCGCCUAUUCCUCGACUCCGCCUUAUCCUCCGCCUUCCUCCUUUGACUCCUACGCCCCGAUGGACUACUUUGCGACCGAGUUCUACGACAUGAAGGACGCGCUCGUCAUCGCCGAGAUGCAAAUCCUAAAGCGGCUGGGCUUCCAGACGCAGUGCGGCCUGCCGUAUGGACACCUCGUCAACUACUUGCAGGUCCUGGAGCUCACGAGCGAGAAGGAGCUCGUACGGCGGUGUUGGGGCUACUGCAACGACAUGCUACAAACGCCUGCACCCGCGCUCUACCCUCAAGGCACCCUCGCCCUCGCCUCGAUCUACCUCUCAGCCCGCCUCUCCUUCCCGCCCAUCGCCCUCCCGCUUGAACCCGUUCCCUGGUGGACGCACUUUGACACGAUCGAAGACGAGCUCGUACACGUUUCGACGAUGUUGCUGCGGCUGUACAAGGACUGGGGGAACGAUUCGCUAGGACCUGGGAAGGCAGACGGCGAGAGGAAUGGACAUGGAGGGUUUGGUGUGGUCGGGAGGGAGAACGUCUGGCGACGGGCGAAGCGGAUACCGGUCACGAAGUCGGGCGUGAGGGAGGUGCUGGCGCAGCUGGGAGCGGGAAACGGGGUAGAGUCCUCGCCGCGGUAG
This is a messenger RNA of Rhodotorula toruloides NP11, 957 nucleotides long. RefSeq names its product cyclin L1. Gene Ontology annotation, biological process: regulation of transcription by RNA polymerase II. Bases 1 to 957 code for a protein of 318 amino acids. Gene Ontology annotation, molecular function: cyclin-dependent protein serine/threonine kinase regulator activity. Gene Ontology annotation, cellular component: nucleus. The transcript has 5 exons. The record is from RefSeq and is a predicted model, not a curated record. Lineage: Eukaryota; Fungi; Basidiomycota; Microbotryomycetes; Sporidiobolales; Sporidiobolaceae.